AUGAGUGGACGGGCCCGCGCGAGGGCACGAGGUAUCGCCCGUGGCCCCAGUCCCGCCGAAGUGGGGCGCACCCAGGCCUCCCCGCAGCCUACAUCUGUUGAUCUUAGUGACAGUGAAGCAUCCUCUAGCAGUGGCUUUGUGGGAACAAGCAGGAUUUCACAGACAUAUAGCGUAUCUUCUGGUGAUGCUGGAAGUGCCUUCAUGGAAAGAGGUGGGAAAAUCAGACGAGACUUCAUGGAUUUGGCUGUCUGUACCAGAGAGAAAUUGGCCCAUGUGAGAGACUGCAAAACAGGUUCCAGUGGAAUACCUGUGAAGCUGGCCACAAAUCUCUUUGGUUUAGAUUUGCCCCAGGACUGGCAGCUGUACCAGUAUCAUGUGACAUAUAUUCCAGAUUUAGAAUCUAGAAGGCUGAGAAUUGCUCUGCUUUAUAGUCAUAGGGAACUUUCCAACAAAGCAAAAGCAUUCGAUGGUGUCAUCCUUUUUCUCUCACAAAAGCUAGAAGAAAAGGUCACAGAAUUGUCAAGUGAAACUCGAAGAGGUGAGACUGUAAAGAUGACUAUCACUCUGACGAGGGAGCUCCCAGCAAGUUCUCCCGUGUGUAUCCAGGUCUUCAAUAUCAUCUUCAAAAAGAUCUUGAAAAAGUUGUCCAUGUACCAGAUUGGACGGAAUUUCUAUAAACCUUCUGAGCCAGUGGAGAUUCCCCAGCACAGGUUGUCCCUUUGGCCGGGGUUCGCCGUUUCUGUAUCACACUUCGAAAGCAGCCUCCUGUUUAGUGCUGAUGUGAGUUACAAAGUCCUCCGGCACGAGACUGUUCUGGAAUUCAUGGCUGGUCUCUGCCACAGGACUGGCGUGUCUUGCUUUACCCAGACGUGCGAAAGACAGCUGAUUGGGCUCAUCGUCCUUACCAGAUACAAUAACAAAACCUAUCGCAUUGAUGACAUCGACUGGUCUGUGAAGCCCACACACACCUUUCAGAGGCGGGAUGGCACUGAGGUCACCUACGUGGAUUACUACAAGCAGCAAUAUGAUAUUGCUUUAUCUGACCUAAAUCAGCCGGUGCUUGUUAGUCUGUUGAAAAGCAAGAGAAAUGACAACGCUGAGGCUCGGCUGGCCCACCUGAUACCUGAGCUCUGCUUUCUAACAGGGCUGACUGACGAGGCAACCUCUGAUUUCCAGUUGAUGAAAGCUGUGGCUGAAGAAACACGUCUCAGUCCUCUGGGAAGGCAGCAGCGCCUGGCCAGGCUUGCUGACGACAUCCAGAGAAACAAGGAUGCUCGUUUUGAGCUGGAGACCUGGGGGCUACGUUUUGGAUGCCAGAUGUCUCUGACUGGCCGGGUUGUGCCUUCAGAAAAAAUAUUAAUGCAAGACCACGUAUGUCAACCUUUGUCGGCUGCUGAUUGGUUCAAGGAUCUGCGAACUUGCAAGAUUUUGAGCACACAACCUUUGAAUAAAUGGUUGGUUAUAUGUAGUAACAGAGCGGAAGAUGCAACUGAGAACUUUCUGAACUGCUUGAGAAGAGUUGGAAGUUCCAUGGGGUUUAAUGUGGACUACCCCAAAAUCAUAAAAGUACAAGAAAAUCCAGCAGCAUUCCUUACCAGUAUACAGAAACAUGUUGGUCCUGAUGUUCAGUUGGUAAUGUGUAUUCUGCCUUCUAAUCAGAAGAGCUAUUAUGAGUCCAUUAAAAAGUAUUUGAGCUCAGACUGCCCAGUCGCGAGCCAGUGUGUGCUUGCCCGGACCUUGAAUAAACAGGGCAUUCUGAUGAGUGUUGCCACCAAGAUUGCCAUGCAGAUGACCUGUAAACUGGGAGGCGAGCUGUGGGCCGUUGAAAUCCCCUUGAAGUCCCUGAUGGUGGUCGGCAUUGAUGUCUGUAAAGAUGCAUUCAACACGGGAAUGGUGGCGGUUGGAUUUGUGGCCAGUAUGAACCCCAGAAUCACCAGGUGGUUCUCCCGCUGUAUCCUUCAGAGAACGACAGCUGGUGUUGCAGAUUGCUUAAAAGUUUUCAUGACCGGAGCGCUCAACAGAUGGUACAAAUACAACCAUGGUUUGCCAGCGCGGAUAAUUGUGUACCGUGAUGGCGCAGGGGACGGUCAGCUAAAAACACUUAUUGAAUAUGAAGUUCCACAGCUGCUGAGCAGUGUGACGGAAGCCAACUCACAUGCCAGCUCCAAACUGUCGGUGGUCGUGGUCAGGAAGAAGUGCAUGCUACGAUUCUUUAUGGAAGUGAACCGGACCUUGCAGAACCCACCACUUGGCACCGUGGUGGAUUCGGAAGCAACACGUUCUGAAUGGUAUGACUUUUACUUGAUCAGCCAGGUCGCCUGUCGGGGAACUGUUAAUCCUACCUACUAUAAUGUCAUCUACGAUGACAACGCUUUGAAGCCCGACCACAUGCAGAGGCUUACCUUCAAACUGUGCCAUCUGUACUACAACUGGCCGGGCUUAAUCAGUAUCCCAGCACCGUGUCAGUAUGCACACAAGCUGACCUUUCUGGUGGCACAAAGCAUUCAUAAAGAGCCGAGUUUGGAACUAGCCAAUUCUCUCUUCUACCUGUGAUGACGUGACCCAUUGGCUAGAUGAGGAAUCUGAGGAGUAGUUGGUAUACUUUGUACAAAUCUGCCAUGAGCUCCAGACUGUGGCGGGGGAAGGGAGAUGGAGCUUAGUCUUAACUUCUGGAAAAAAAAAAUCCCAAACAACUUAAUCUGAAAUGGUUCAAAAGAAAUGUAUGUUGUUUCAUUUUAAAGAGUUAUA
This is a messenger RNA of Equus quagga, 2748 nucleotides long. It is a transcript of the gene PIWIL4, whose product is annotated as piwi like RNA-mediated gene silencing 4. The transcript has 20 exons. Gene Ontology annotation, cellular component: P granule. Gene Ontology annotation, molecular function: piRNA binding; protein binding. The record is from RefSeq and is a predicted model, not a curated record. Bases 1 to 2553 code for a protein of 850 amino acids. Gene Ontology annotation, biological process: regulatory ncRNA-mediated gene silencing. NCBI's taxonomy places the organism in Eukaryota, Metazoa, Chordata, Mammalia, Perissodactyla, Equidae.